Molecule: messenger RNA, 5122 nt
Organism: Linepithema humile (Argentine ant)
Lineage: Eukaryota; Metazoa; Arthropoda; Insecta; Hymenoptera; Formicidae
Source: RefSeq, a predicted model, not a curated record
AUGUCAGCACUCUCAGCAACCGAAGCGAGAAACAGGCGCAAGACCAUUAAGGCUAUGAACGAAGCAAAAAAAUUGCAUAAUUUAUGGGAUCAAUACGAUGAGAUACAAACGCGUAUUGAAACAUUAGAUCUCGCGAGUAAUGGAGAUAGAGACGAAGCCGCUUUGCAUAAGCAUCACAGUGACGAACGUGCUAAUUUUGAAACAACGUAUUUUAAUCUCGUAGCUUGUCUAGAAGCAAAUAUUCAUAAUUUGGAACGCCGUGAAAAUCGGGAGAACGCCGAACCUCAGAAUUCUGUCGCACAACUUCACAAUAAUUCUAUGUCGUCUCAACUUCGCUUACCAAAAAUUGAAUUACCAUCCUUCACAGGAAAUUCUGAGGAUUGGUAUACCUUUUACGACUCAUUUGAGAAAUUGAUCAAUUCUAAUCCACAUCUUUCUGAAAUCCAGAAAUUCCAUUAUUUGAGAUCGUCUCUUAAGGGUGAGGCUGCUGAGGUCAUAAAGGCAUUCGAAAUCACAAUCGAAAAUUACAAGGAGGCAUGGGAACUACUGAUUGAACGAUAUGACAAUCGGCGACGCAUCGUUCAAGGUCAUAUCAAAUCGCUGUUCGAUUUACCAGUUAUGUCUAAGGAAAAUCAUUCGCAAUUGCGUGUCUUACUCGAUGGGGUUUGCAAGCACUUACGUGCGCUCAGAGCGUUGGAAAGGCCUGUCGAACAGUGGGACGAUCUUAUUAUUUAUUUGGUCACUUCCAAAUUGGAUGCAGCCACAAAAAAGGAGUGGGAAAUCAGUCGUUCGGACUCUUCAAUUCCCACUUUCAAACAGCUCAAGGAUUUUCUUCUUCAAAGAUGUCUGGCUUUAGAAGCUAUUGUAAGCAAGUCUACUAGCACGUCCAUUACAGGUAAUAAUGUUGCAUUGCCAAAGACAAAAAGGACAGUGGCAAAUGCAGCCACAGCAAAUCUUGCAUGCGAAUGUUGUAAAGAGAAUCACUUCAUUUAUCAAUGUAACUCGUUCAAAAAAUUGUCUGUAGACAAGCGUUUUAAAAUCGUAAAAAAUUCACGUUUAUGCAUCAAUUGUCUAAAAACUAACAAGCAUCAAGCCAAAACUUGUCCUUCUUCGUCUUGUCGCAAGUGUCAAAAGACGCACAACACUCUGUUGCAUUCUGAAUCAAAUACAGAACCAGAGAUCAAUCAAAAUGUAUCUUCAGAUGACAAGGAAAUGUCUAUUCCUGUAGUCACACAAUGUUCGUUACAAAAUCCCUCGAAAAUACUUCUAUCUACCGCAAUAAUACACGUAGAAGAUUCAAGGGGCAAGGCUCAUGCCUGCCGAGCAUUAUUAGAUAGCGGCUCGCAGCUAAAUUUUGUAACUGAGGAUUUCGCCAAAAGGUUGCGCUUGAAUAAACAAUUCAUAAAUAUGCCAAUUUCGGGCAUUGCACAGGGUAGUAUCAAUGCAAAAAAUUCAAUCAAUUUAACAAUACAGUCUCGAUUUAAUAGAUAUCGAGAUCGAUUAAAUUGCAUUAUCUUGCCGAACAUAACUCAAAAAUUGCCACAAGACUUUAUUCAUCUUUCGCGAUUCAAAAUCCCUCCGAAUAUUCAAUUAGCAGAUCCUAAUUUUAACGUACCUAAUGACAUUGAUCUCUUGAUAGGAGCCGAGGUAUUUUGGCAACUCUUAUCCAUAGGCCAUAUUAAGGCGUGUCAGGAUCAUCCUACAAUCCAAAAAACGAAACUUGGUUGGAUUCUUUCGGGUCAUAUCGUUGACCCUCUCGUUCAGAGAAAAGGAAAGGCUGCUCUUUGUCAUGUAAGUACAAUUGACGAUCUUAACAAGGCCAUCUCCAAAUUUUGGCAAGUAGAAGACAAUUAUCGUCAUAACACAAAUGUCUUUUCACCUGAGGAGCUCGCUUGUGAGACACUUUUUCAGGAAAGCACUCUGCGAAAUGAUGAGGGUAGGUUCAUCGUCAAACUUCCCAUCAGAAAUGAUAUAAUCUCGCAAGUAGGCGAAUCCAGAGAAAUUGCAGAACGUAGAUUUUUCGCAUUGGAAAGACGAUUAUCGAAACAACCUGAUAUUUAUGAGGAGUAUCGUAGAUUUAUGCGUGAAUAUCAGGACCUUAAUCACAUGAAUCCGAUUGAAGUAACAGCAGAGCAUGAUAACAAUAUUCAAUAUUAUUUGCCUCAUCACGCAGUUCUGAACAAUACAAGCACCACAACCAAGCUGCGUGUUGUCUUUGACGCCUCGUGCAAAUCUAAGUCGGGAAAGUCAUUAAAUGACGCUUUGCUUGUUGGUCCUACCAUCCAACAGGAUUUAUUCUCAAUCUUAUCUCGUUUUCGUACAUUUCGCUUUGCAAUGACAGCCGACAUUGCAAAGAUGUAUAGACAAGUUCUUGUUGAUCCAUCUCAGCGAUGCCUUCAACGUAUUUUUUGGCGUGAUACUCCACAGCAUAAGUUGAAAACGUUCGAACUCGCCACUAUAACAUAUGGCACAGCUUCAGCAUCAUUCUUAGCUAUACGCUGUUUACAAGAACUCGCACAAGAGGGUUCGACUUUAUUUCCAAUAGGAUCAAAAAUCAUUUUGAGAGAUUUUUAUGUUGAUGAUAUGCUCACUGGUGCUUCCACUCUAAAUGAGGCUUUACAUAUCAAGGAGCAAACAAUGGCCUUACUUCAAAAAGGUGGCUUCAAAUUAAGAAAGUGGUUCUCGAAUAAUUCUCUACUGCAAGACGAGUGUCUUGCAAUUGACAAGGAAAUUGAUGCGGGAAAUGAAUGUGAUAAAACUCGUGCCUUAGGAGUGUUUUGGAAUUGCAAACGAGACACUUUCAACUUUGUAAAUUCUAAUAAUUAUCAAUCAUCAAUAAAGCCAACCAAACGAAACAUUUUAGCGAGAAUUGCAUCAAUCUUUGAUCCCUUGGGAUUUUUAGGCCCUGUAAUAGUAGUUGGAAAGCUUAUCAUGCAGGAAUUAUGGUUGCUAAAAAUCGAUUGGGAUGAAUCAAUUCCCAUGGAUCUUAUCACGAAAUGGCAAGAUUAUGAGCAGCAAUUAAAAUGCUUAAGCAAUAUUGAAAUACCCCGCAAGAUAACAGUUGAUGAGCCAAAACUUCUUGAAAUACAUGGUUUUGCCGAUGCCAGUCAGCAAGCCUACGGGGCAUGCGUAUAUCUACGCUCUUUAUCUCCUAACGGUGAGUUUAAGGCUCAUAUGAUCGCAUCCAAAUCUCGUGUGUCUCCGGUUAAGAGUAUCUCAAUCCCGCGUUUAGAGCUCUGCGGAGCACUUUUGCUUGCUCAGCUAAUCGACAAAUUACAUAGAUGUUUAGAUCUCGAAAUCAAGGCUACAUACUAUUGGACUGACUCUAGUAUCGUUCUGCACUGGCUAAGAGGAGUUAGUCGUAACUGGACAACCUUUGUCGCCAAUCGCGUAGGCGAAAUUCAAUCGCUGUCAUUGAUUGAGAAUUGGCGGCAUGUAUCGAGUAAGGAGAACCCAGCAGACUUACUUUCGAGGGGCGUUAUGCCCGAACUGUUAGCACAAUCAACGACUUGGUGGCACGGGCCUGAGUGGUUGGAAGGUAUGGACUCUGGAUGGCCUGUUUCUGUCAUAGACGCGCCAAACGAUAUCCCGGAAAAAAGGGGAUCUAGCAAAUCUUGUUCCUCUUUCAUCGUCACUUUGGAAUCAAAAUUCGAUAUAUUUGAGAAAUAUUCAAGCUAUAAAAAACUCAUAAGAAUCUUUGCAUUCUGCUUGCGAUUUAUCAAUGCAAUCAAACAUAAGCAAGAUAAAUUCAAUCAUAAGUGUUCAAACGAUAACUUGAUUAAACAAGUACCACCAUGUUCCAGUGAAGAGUUAGAAAACGCCAAAUUGGCUCUCGUUAAAAUGGUGCAAAGGAGUUCGUUCAAAAGGGAGAUUGACGAUAUCUCUAAAUUCGGUGUCGUAAACAGGAAAAGCUCGGUAUUAAAGUUAAAUCCUUAUCUAGACGCGAAUGGAAUUCUGAGGGUUGGUGGUCGUCUGAAGCACUCAAAAUUAUCAUAUGAUGCAAAACAUCCUAUUUUAAUACCCGGUCGUCAUAGCUUUACCCGGCUAAUUGUAAUUCAUGAACAUACCCGAUUGCUUCAUGCUGGGGCUCAAAUGACUCUGUCCGCGAUUCGACAAAAUUUUUGGCCAUGCAUUGGGCGUAGUGUCGUGCGUAAUAUUAUAAGUAAAUGCGUAAUCUGCUUCCGUAAUGUUCCCAAGUUAUCCAAUACCCUAAUGGGAGAUUUACCUGAAUCUCGCGUUAGUGUCUUCAAGAGACCCUUUGAAAAAUGCGGAGUCGACUAUGCAGGUCCGAUGUAUUAUAAGGAAGGACAGCGUAAAAAUUCGCGAUUAGUCAAAUGUUUCAUUUCUAUAUUUGUAUGUUUUGCGACAAAGGCUGUACAUAUAGAAUUAGUUGGCGACCUUACUACGGAGACUUUUUUGAAUGCGCUGAAACGAUUUAUUUCCCGAAGAGGUCGACCAAGUGACAUUUACUCUGAUAAUGGCUUGAAUUUCGUCGGUGCUGAGCAUCAGCUUAGCGAACUGUACGACAUUCUCAAUGAUGAUAAGUCAAGAAGAAAAAUAAUUGAAAAUACAAGCGGUGAACGUAUAAACUGGCAUUUCAUUCCACCGAGGGCCCCACACAUGGGAGGGCUUUGGGAAGCAGCAGUAAAGGCCGCAAAAUUUCAUAUCAAACGCAUUAUCGGAGGGGCUUCAUUGCGCUACGAUGAAUUCUUGACACUAUUAGUACAGAUUGAGGCCAUUCUCAACUCGAGACCGCUUACUCCAUUAUCAGCGGAUCCAAACGAUCUGUCAGUUCUCACAGCAGCGCAUUUUUUGAUAGGUUGCCCUAUCACGUCGUAUCCAGAAGCAAGUCUGGAAGGAUUAAAUGAGAAUCGAUUAACAAGAUGGCAACGCGUCGAACAAUUACGCCAACAUUUUUGGAGGCGAUGGACCAAAGAAUAUUUACAUAAUUGUCAGCAACGGAGCAAGUGGAACACGGUUGGAAUUCCUGUGACAGUAGGACAAUUGGUAAUAGUGCAAGAAGACAAUUUGCCUCCGUUAGUCUGGGCUUUAGGUCGUAUUGAAGAAACUUGUCCAGGAGAUGAUGGAAUAGUGCGCGCAGCAUUAGUGCGUACCGCUAAGG